AUGAAUAAAGAAAACUUUCGCUUUUAUAUUAAAGUAAGCACAGCACUUAAUAACCCAGCAGGGGUGAUUUAUGAUGAAUUAUAUUCUGUCUGUCAUGAUCAAGCUCCUUCUUAUACAACAGUUACAAGAUGGGCUAAAUGGUUUCGUGAAGGCCGAGAAGAAGUUGAAGGUGAAGCACGAUCUGGCAGACCUGUUACCGAAACAACAUCUGAAAAUAAUGAACAGGUCCGUCUUCUUAUCGAUGAUGAUCCUUGCAUUACAAUAGAAGAGAUGCAAGAACAAAUUGGUUUAAGUCAUAGCACCGUUCAGAGAAUCAUCACCGAUCAUUUAAACCUUGAGAAGGUUACCGCUCGUUAUAUACACAAGAAUCUGACUGACUUUCAACGGGCUGAACGAGUUCGAAGAUGUCAACAAAAUUUGGCAAAAUUUCAAGAAGGAACAUGGCGUUUAUGUGAUAUAAUAACUGAUGACGAGUCGUGGCUUUAUCAUACACAAAUUGGUCGAAAGUUAUCGAAUGCAGCAUGA
Rotaria sp. Silwood2 is the source of this 525-nucleotide messenger RNA. NCBI's taxonomy places the organism in Eukaryota, Metazoa, Rotifera, Eurotatoria, Philodinida, Philodinidae. The record is from the annotation of a GenBank genome assembly.